AUGGAACAACUUGAAGUAGUUCAAGAAAUAAUAAAUAAACAUUUUAGCAAUAGCCUUAAUGCUAAUCAAGUUCUCAAAGCUCUGAAGCUUAUAUUAGAAUUAGUAGAAGUUAUGAUAAAAAAAGAAAGCAAAGCAGAGAAAAUCAUACAAUUGUCAUUAUAUAAAAGUCCAAACCGAAGAAUAGAUACCUCUAAAGUUUACUUUGUAAAGUCUAAAUACAAAGAGGCAUGUUUUAACAGUAACAAUCUGGAAGUUUAUGAUAUAAAUAAAAAGAAAGAAAAGUUAGAUAAAGCUGAGACGAGAGUAAAGAAAAUCCAUACAUCUUAUUUAAAGUUAGCUGCUUAUAAAAUUACAUUUAACUAUAGUCUAUUGGGUCCCAUUCAAACCCAAAAGAAUCAGCCAAAAAGAAAAAUAUUCUGUAAACGAAAUAUAGAACCUGUCAAGAUAAGUAAUACUAGUAAUAUGUUUGCUAUUAGAUAUGAUGAUAGAAUUGAAGUUGAAAAUAGUGAAUAUAAGGCAUCUACUAGUUAUCAGAAGCCGCAAAAGGUGAGAGAAAAGUUACAAGUUGAUUUUGGAGACAAAACAUCAAAAGUUAGCUAA
Molecule: messenger RNA, 600 nt
Organism: Dentiscutata heterogama
Lineage: Eukaryota; Fungi; Glomeromycota; Glomeromycetes; Diversisporales; Gigasporaceae
Source: the annotation of a GenBank genome assembly